Entamoeba invadens IP1 is the source of this 906-nucleotide messenger RNA. RefSeq lists its product as hypothetical. Lineage: Eukaryota; Evosea; Mastigamoebida; Endamoebidae. Bases 1 to 906 code for a protein of 301 amino acids. Gene Ontology annotation, molecular function: protein binding. The transcript is spliced from 2 exons. The record is from RefSeq and is a predicted model, not a curated record.
AUGCAGAAGUUAUACGAUCAAUUGGUCAAUCGUCACGUUGAAAUUCCAAGCGAUGUCGAAGAGCACCAAUACCUCUUCCAAUUACUUAACGUCCUUACUAAGAAACUUUUGGAAACAAAUAUCCCCCCUCACAAAAACUCGAGAAUUUCAAAGUGCCGAUGCGCACUCUGUCGAUAUAAAGUGCUGUGUCACAUGCUAACAAAACCACCAUUUCCAGUCGAAUUCUCGUUACCACGGAAAACCCCGAACUACGCACUUCAGUUUUUACCGGAGAGUUUGAGGUCACUUGACGCUUCACAUUCGUUGGUCACCCUUUUUGUGAACACAAAAAAUAUGGGCAACAUCGAGAGACUCAAUUUGGCGGCAACCACACUCCCGAUGAAUUCAAUGGACGUAAUCGCAGCAAUGCCAUUGUUAAAGCACUUAAACGUUAGCGAGUGCAACGUCUCCGACGCUAUUUUGUCGCAGUUGAAAGACGUACCACUCGUUUCGCUCGUCUGUGCAAAUAACAAUUUGACACCGACGUGCUUGGACCCUUUUGUAAACACACCAUUUGGCAAUACUAUUCAAUUUCUCGAUAUCUCAAACAAUGCAAUCAAACAUCUAACAUUGCUGAAUGUGUUGAAGUUCAUCAAGAUUAAGGCUGUUGUGGUUAAAGGUACAUCCAUUAGCCAGAGGGAGUUGAAGGCAUUUGUCUCACGACACGACGGGUUUAAAUACAACGGAAUGCAACUUGCAAAAAGCGGGCAGAAGUAUGAGGGAGAGAAGUAUACAUUAGUUGAUGAGGAAUGGGGUGCAAGUGUUUUAGCACAGACGUUAUGUUCCCUUGGUCUUGCGGCGUUUAAACAAGAGCAAACGAAUGCGAAGGCAUCAGCGGAGACCGUUGUAUUUACAAAACAGAAAUGA